This is a messenger RNA of Myxocyprinus asiaticus (Chinese sucker), 4318 nucleotides long. RefSeq names its product dihydrolipoyllysine-residue acetyltransferase component of pyruvate dehydrogenase complex, mitochondrial-like. Gene Ontology annotation, cellular component: pyruvate dehydrogenase complex. The transcript is spliced from 14 exons. The record is from RefSeq and is a predicted model, not a curated record. Lineage: Eukaryota; Metazoa; Chordata; Actinopteri; Cypriniformes; Catostomidae. Bases 172 to 2115 code for a protein of 647 amino acids. Gene Ontology annotation, molecular function: dihydrolipoyllysine-residue acetyltransferase activity. Gene Ontology annotation, biological process: pyruvate decarboxylation to acetyl-CoA.
GGAGAGUGUCGUAAAGUGGGAUGUUUUGGAGCGGGGAGGUCAUUGGAAAGUGAGCUUGUUCGGUGCGUUUUGGGGGGGACAGACUGCUGCUACCACAGGUGUCAGAUAUUCUGAUACCGAAGUAGCCUUAAUUUAUCCAGUGUAGUGUUUCAGAGGUAAUCACGGUUAAAAAUGUUGCGUUUAGUGUUGCGAGUGAGACCGUCUGCCAGGCUCAGCCAGCCUGGUGUCCUCUCGGGCCCUGCUGCCAGUCCUAGAUCUGGACCGGUUUCAUGCCAUAAUCUCAAACGAAACCACUCUAACGGCCCGGCCCGGAUCCGAAGCUUGUGUCACGGACGUCGCGUGUGCAACAGCAUCCUCAGUAACAGGUCAUGGGGUUUGCAAAGCCAAACGGCCAGUUUCAGUCAAAGCCUGCGGGUGUACAGUCUGCCACCCCAUCAGAAGGUGGAGCUACCUGCUUUGUCCCCCACAAUGCAGAUGGGCACCAUUGCACGUUGGGAGAAGAAGGAAGGUGACAAAAUCAAUGAGGGAGAUCUGAUUGCUGAGGUUGAAACAGACAAGGCUACUGUUGGAUUUGAAAUACUGGAGGAGUGCUACUUAGCCAAGAUCUUGGUUGCCGAGGGUACAAGAGAUGUGCCCAUUGGAGCUGUCAUCUGUAUUACCGUUGACAACCCUGACCUCAUCCCUGCGUUUAAGGACUUUGCAGUGGAUAAAAUUGCUAGCACCGCCCCUACAGCUGCCCCUCCCCCUCCAGCUGCACCCCCUGCAGCUUCUGCACUGCCACAAGCACCUGGCAGCUCCUACCCACCUCAUAUGAAGGUUCUUCUCCCAGCUCUCUCACCAACAAUGACGAUGGGCACCGUGCAGCGCUGGGAGAAGAAGGUGGGUGAGAAGCUGAGUGAAGGAGACCUGCUGGCUGAAAUCGAGACAGAUAAGGCAACCAUCGGUUUUGAGGUACAGGAGGAGGGCUACCUGGCCAAGAUCAUGAUUGCUGAAGGAACCAGAGAUGUUCCUCUUGGCACUCCUCUCUGCAUCAUUGUGGAAAAGGAAUCUGACAUUAGCGCGUUUGCUGACUAUGUAGAGACAGGGGUUGCCGCAAGCCCGCCACCUGCCCCCACACCGGUGGUCGCCCCUUUGCCAGCAGCAGCACCAGCAGCUCCCACCCCAGCACCUGCUCCAGCUCCCCCUGCUGCGCCCAGGAAGGGAAGGGUGUUUGCCAGCCCUCUAGCCAAGAAACUGGCUGCUGAGAAGGGCAUUGACAUUGCCCAAGUCACAGGAUCUGGACCAGAUGGCAGAGUCACCAGGAAAGACAUUGACAGUUUCGUUCCACCUAAGCCCACUCUUGUACCAGCUGCUGCACCUGCCCCUGCUGCACUCACACCCAGCGCUCCAGCCGCCCCAGCUGUUGCUGCCGUCCCUACAGGAACCUUCACCGACAUCCCCAUCAGCAAUAUCCGCAGGGUGAUCGCCCAGAGAUUGAUGCAGUCAAAACAGACUAUUCCCCACUAUUACUUGUCUGUGGAUGUCAACAUGGACCAAGUUCUUGAACUCAGGAAAGAACUCAAUGCUGAGGUGAAAGCAGAUAACAUCAAACUGUCGGUCAAUGACUUCAUCAUCAAGGCCUCGGCUCUAGCCUGUUUAAAGGUGCCAGAGGCCAACUCCUCCUGGAUGGACACCGUCAUCAGACAAAAUCAUGUGGUGGAUGUUAGUGUUGCAGUCAGUACGCCUGUGGGUCUGAUCACUCCCAUUGUAUUUAAUGCCCACAUUAAGGGCUUAGCAUCUAUCAGCAAAGAUGUGGGCACAUUGGCUGCUAAAGCACGAGAGGGCAAACUUCAACCACACGAAUUCCAGGGUGGCACCUUCACUAUUUCCAAUUUGGGCAUGUAUGGCAUCAAGAAUUUCUCAGCUAUCAUUAACCCUCCUCAAGCCUGCAUUCUGGCUGUGGGAGGUUCAGAAAAGAGAUUGCUGCCUGCAGACAACGAAAGAGGGUCUGACGUGGCUAGCAUGAUGUCGGUGACUCUCAGCUGUGAUCAUCGAGUGGUAGAUGGUGCUGUUGGUGCACAGUGGCUGGCUGAGUUCCGCAAGUUCCUGGAGAAACCGUUCACCAUGCUCCUGUGAGCAGGGUGCUUACACGGCCCCUGGCCCAACAACAGUGGACUUUAAGAUUUGGAGAGGUCUCUCAUAUCCUCUCACUGGGAAUUAUAACAUGGGAAAUGUUCUUCUCUUUUUAUUUUCCUUCUCGCAGACACACGCUUCCAUAUGCAGUUCUUUUACAAAAUUGCUUCUUAAAGCAUAAUAUAACCUUUCAACCCAAAGUUGCAAGUCAUUGUUUAGGUCACUGUGGAGUUUCAGAUGAUAGUGCUGGAUGAGGGUUUCCAUUUUCCUUCAGGACAUUGCUACUAGCACCACAAGUCUGUGUAUGCCUUUUAGAUCAAGUGAUAAUAUGUGUCCAUGACCAAGACUUAUGCUCUGUUCCUGCAAGCGUUGACUUGUCAUUAUUUAAUGAAACAUUCUUUGGCACGAUAUGAGGACGCUUUGUAUAUAAGAAAAGAAAGUGGUAUCUUGUUGAAAUCUGGAGAUGUGUGUGCCAAAAUAUAUGAUUACAAUUAGAAUUUGUCACAUUUUCUUAGUGCAAAUGUUUAUUUUCUGUAUUUUUACAUAGCAGAUUUGAAAGUCACACGUGUCACUCUCUGGGUUAUUUAUACAGGAUGGAUUCUCCACUGAGCCUUUGUGAUGGUCCUACAAAGGGUCUUAACAUAGGAGCAAGGUUAUGAUAUUGGCAGUUUUAUUUAUUAUAUCUCUUACUCCAGAGGAAGCACGGAAGUGCCUUUGCUGCUGUUUAUAUCAAAUAGUUGUUUUCUUUUUAAACAGUGGCAGUAAUUUCAACUCAUUCUUUUAUGAAUAAUGCCCAAAUCAUGUGGUGACCUGUAGUUAUAAAUAAACUUAUGGACAAACAAAAGAAAAUAUCCCAAAAUGAAAUAAAGCUCUAGACUGAAUAUACAAAUUUAUGUCUUUGAGAGAAGAACAUAAGUCAGGCGGUUGUUACACGCAGUCAAGUGUCUGUGUGUUGAUGAGUGUGGAACUUUAAAGUUUUUUUUUUUUUUAGUUUUUUCUUAAAGAAAUAUGACCAACAUUAUAUCAUUAUUUAGUUUGACAAAGAUGAAAGGGAAUAAACAAAAUGGAAACUCAAACUAAAAUAUGUUGCCCAUUUUCUGUUUUAACAUCCUACCUCAAAUAGGGUGCAGUGAAUGAGUGUAUUUGUUUAUAGUAUGGUCUGACAUGUCUCAACAUGAGUAUCCAAUACUCAUUUACAUUUCAGUUAAUGUAAGAGACUUGAUGUAAGUUGCUUGAUGUGAUGGAAAGGAUAUAUCAUAAAACAAGUCUCAUUUAUUUUUUUUUAUGGUGCACUGCAAACUGUUACUUCCACAAUGCAAAAUAGUUAUGUUGAAUGUCUUCAUUAAAUGGUAUACACAAUUGUUGACAAGUCCCUUAGUGAAUGCAUUGAUAUAUGUAAAGCUGGUUGGGUUGGGCAGCUUGGCAUAAAAUUGAAGACUGAAACAACAACUUUAGAUUUAAAGAUGCCGCCUAUACUGUGCAAGAAUAUCAUGAGGAAUUGUAAUGUGGUGCGAUCACUAAAUAUGAGCAUCUAGAGAGUAACCGAGAUCGCAAUCUUCAUUGCACCUUUGACCAAAACCGGGACCCACAUCUGGUUCACUUUAGGCAUGCUAUGCUUGUUUUAACCAAACACAGUCAGCAAAAUAUCACUUAGAAUCUCUAACAUCCACUAUCCAUCCAUCUGGUUAUAAGGCAGUAUCAUACUUAUUGCUAAACAUCAGUUAUGAUGUCUUCUUGGGAUUCUGUAAUAUUUCAACUUGGAUUUUUUUAAACUACAUUUGACUAAUUAAUCCACAACAUUAGGCAGAUAUCGCACCUCUAACAAAUCAUAUUUUCCCACCUCAGGCAUCAAAGCCCUUUUGUUGUUUUCUCUCUUUUUUUCUUUUUUUUCCUGAUUUGAGUAAUUUUUAUUUUCAACCCUGUCAUGGACAUAAUGGAAGUGGUUUGAAAAUGAUUUCACACAAUACUGGUUAUCAAAUAAACAUCUAUCUACUGCUUAUGUGUCCCUCAUACCAGUUUAAUGACUACAAAUGCAACAUUUAUGACAGUCUUCUCAUUUUUAUGUAAUGUAGCUACAGUGAGUCUGUUGUCUCAUUAUUUCUUGUUAAAAAUGUUUUAAAUUCAGAUUUUUAUGUAAAACCCCACCUUUUGGUACUAGCUCUUAACAUGUCAGUCUGUGCUCAGUAAACAAUGCAUUGAUUUUUAA